Molecule: messenger RNA, 1760 nt
Organism: Rhizophagus irregularis DAOM 181602=DAOM 197198
Lineage: Eukaryota; Fungi; Glomeromycota; Glomeromycetes; Glomerales; Glomeraceae
Biological process (GO): regulation of cell cycle
Cellular component (GO): nucleus
Source: RefSeq, a predicted model, not a curated record
UAUAACUAUAAAAUACUAUUGAUACUAUUAUAAACCAAAUCAACCUUGUUUGUUAUAAAAUAAGGUCUGCCUUUACAUCUGGCCCCCCCAAAAAAACUCUUACCUGUUGACCUUUUGCAAUAAUAUAUUGUUAUUAACAUGGCUCAAUCACAUUCACAUACGCACACACAUUCCGGUCGAGGAAGGCAUGCUACUACUACACAUGAAAAUGGAGCCGUCACUCAGGAGCGCUAUCAAAAACUUAAACGCAAGGUUCGCGACAUGCAAAAUGAAUAUGACAAACUAACUAAAGAACUUGAAAGAUCUCGCAAAAGAAUCAAAUCCUUGAAGAAAGAAAAAGAAUUGCUUCUAGAUCGCAUUAGUCAAUAUGAAGAUUCUGAUAGUUCUGAUUCUGAAAAAUCUGUAGAACUUUCUUCUGAAGCUACGUCAGAUUCUGACGGUUCGUCUGCGCAACAUUCUCAAGCUUCUUCCGUUCGCCCAAUCAAAAAAGCACGCGGUCGCCUAUCUACAAAAAAGCUUUCUCCUCCAACACCCGCUAAUAACAUCGUUAAUUCGGUCCCCAUUACUCAUCCAUCUGGCAAGGUUCCCAAGAAGCGUGCAAGCAAGCGCCCAUUGAAUGCAAAGACAAUGAAAGUUCAACACGUUGAGCAAGAUGAAAACGGCAAUUAUAAACUUCCUGUACAAAUAGGCAUAUUAACUGUGUUGAAUCUCGGAACAGUAGUUUAUGACCGUGAUACUUUCCAUAAUGAAAGGUAUAUUUGGCCUGUCGGAUAUGCCGUCAAAAGAGCUUAUAAUAGCAUGAUCAACUCCAAGGCACAGACGAUGUACGUUUGCAAAAUUGAAGAUGGUUUGGAAAACCCAAAGUUUGUUAUCGAGGCAGAGGAUCAGCCUAACAAGCCAAUUAUAGCUAACACGGCGACUGGUGCCUGGACUACUGUCGUUCGUGAAGCCAAUGCAAUUCGUCAACGUGAUCACUCAAAUUCAGCUUCUGGGCCUGAUUAUUUCGGCUUUUCGCAAGCCACUAUCAGAAAAAUGAUACAAGACUUACCAAAUGCUCAUAAAUGCAAAAAUUACGUGAUGCAAAACUUUGAAGUCAUGAAAAACAGAGUCGCUGGCGGACGACGCCGUGGAGCGGGAGCUCGAGCAAAUGGAAAUGCCAAAAAUGGCACUGUUGAAUCCCCCGCCUCUGUCAACGUACAGUCGCGUGAGGAGAAUGGAGUUGAAACUGGCAGCAGUGUCGGUGAUGGAGACGUGGUAAUGUCUAAUUCAGGAGAGGGAGAGGGAGAGGGAGAGGUGGAGUUGGAAAGUGAAUAAGUUUUUUCCUUUUCUUUUGCUUAAAAAAAAAAAUUUUUUUUAAAUUCUAUUUUUUUAUGCCACAUAAAAAGUUCGCGCAUUUCGGCUUGCCGAAUGUGUUGAAACAUUUUUUUGCUACAGUAUAUGUAAAGUUUAUUUUAAAAUACCAUAAAAAUUACGUUUAUAAUUUUUCUUUUUAUCGCACAUAUUAGAUUUUGUAGAAUUUAUACAUGGUUAAUUUGUUUUAUACAUUUUAUACAUAUGGUGGCCUGGGUCAAAGUUAAUGGGUUGACAAGUAAUAAUUGAAAAAAAACCAUUUAUUUUAUUUGCUGGUGGAGGUUGAUCAUCAAACAUUUCAUUUUCAAUAAAUAUUGAUUAUUGUAUUUUUUAUAUUUCACCUAAUAUUUCAAUUUAAUAAGAGUAUUAAUUAUCAAAUGUCGGGGUGUCAAUUGUAUUUCUCGUAUAUU